Molecule: messenger RNA, 1266 nt
Organism: Colletotrichum abscissum
Lineage: Eukaryota; Fungi; Ascomycota; Sordariomycetes; Glomerellales; Glomerellaceae
Exons: 4
Coding region: 1-1266 (421 amino acids)
Source: RefSeq, a predicted model, not a curated record
AUGUCCUAUUACGAGAACAACCCUCAAUGGUCCAAUCCCGGCCAGAACAACUGGGAACACCAAGCGCCUCCUGCCCGUGCUGGUGAGUCGGCCCAGUUGUCGCAACAGCACCAAAUCGCAAAACCAGACGCCGGAAUUGACUCGAGGUUCUCGCCAACAGGUGCCAGCGGCCCAACGCCCCAGGACGACUUCGCAUUCUUCUACCAAUUCGAGGAUGUGGUGCGGACACUGACUGCCAGGCCUACAGAGGUUGAUCGUGCGUACGAGAAUCUCGCCAAGGGCGGGAAGUCAUACGGCAUGGGCGGUCGCGGACGUGAGUACCCAACCCCUGGUGGUCCCAAGAUGGGUCCCGCCGGUCAUGGUCCCGCCAGAAAAUCCCUCGACUUCACCGGACGCAUGGGAGCCGGAGCCGGUCCCGGUCCCAGACCGCACUCGAUGAACCAGUUCGAUGAUGCCCGAGGCCACCCCAACUCGAACCUCCAGAACUUUUACGCCUCCCAGCGCCACCAGCCCUCCCGAGGCUCCAACGACGCGGAACAGAUGAUGCAGGCCAAGAGAAGGAUGGCCGCCCAACGGGAGCGGGAACUGCGAAACCUGCACACUGAGCAGCAAUACCAACGAACCGUCGUUUCUGACAUCCCCUACGGUGCCAAGGCCAUGUCCGAGGAGGAGACUCGCGACUUGAUUGCUCGUCAGCGGAGCGCCUUGUACGGCGAGGGUCCGUUUGCUGAGAAGGCAGGUUAUGUUGACGAGAACGGAGUCGUGCGCACUGGUGUCCCGACCCACAGCGGCCCCUCCAGCCUGCGUGGUCAAUCUCCCUUGACCUACGAUCCGGCUCGCGGCCCGCCUCCUCACGGUGAUGCUCACACUCCCGUUUCGGCUACUGAUGCUGGUCCCGGGCCCAUUGCUGGACCCCCGGGCGAACAAGGCUCGCGUGGUGGCAGCAUUGCCAGCCCUCAGCCUAACGCUCCGAGCAACAACAAGAGUGCGUUCGAGUCCGCGGUCAACCAGGCUGCGGCCCGCACCAACAACUCUUCGCCUGGCGGCUCCCCGCCGCGUCAGGAGCUUCCGGCUGGAGCCAAAUCGGGCCAGACCGUUGCUCCCAUUGGCACCCGACCUUCAGGAAACCAGGCUGGAGCCUCGAACCCGUCCUCGAAGAGAUCUACCACUCCAUUGGCAUCCCCUGGCGGUUGGGGCCGUGGAAAUGGGGUGUGGGGCCCCCAGUCUUCCGGCCUGAGCCAGCCUCCCGCGAGCGUCUGGGGCUAG